Mercenaria mercenaria is the source of this 3974-nucleotide messenger RNA. RefSeq lists its product as uncharacterized. The record is from RefSeq and is a predicted model, not a curated record. Gene Ontology annotation, molecular function: protein binding. The transcript is spliced from 8 exons. The coding region runs from base 718 to 2598 and encodes 626 amino acids. Lineage: Eukaryota; Metazoa; Mollusca; Bivalvia; Venerida; Veneridae.
GGCGUGUAAUGUAUGAAAGGAUAUGUGAUAUGAUAGUUUUUCUGUAGUAAAGAGAUACUGAAAAUACUUUUAGAGGCAUGCAGAACUGUAUGCGUUAAAACAUUAUUAGUUUACUACUGCCCAGGCGGAUAAAUAGCACACAUUAGACCCUCGUUACGUAUGUAAUUUAACCGUAUUUCAAAAUGUACAACGCGGAGUUUAUCUUAACAACCGCACGCGGAAGUGAUUUUAAAACCAGCGAUAAAUUGUGUUGUUACGACUUGCAGGAUAUUGUUUUUCUUCAUCAGUAUGUUGUGUUUAUUAACUGAUGUAAUACGUUGUUGUGUGAACCAUAGAGUAGGCAUAUACUACAAAAUAUGGAGCUCGAGUGGAGUCUUGUAGUGGAGUCUUCAAUAGGAGUCUGGAGUGAGAUUUUGGAGUGACCUUAAGUCUAAUUUUGGAGGGCAAAACGUAUAGAUAUUUGUUUAACCGCAUAUAUAGUGGCAAUAGAAACACUCCUAGGAAUGGAUGUGGACCAUGAGUACGAGUUCAUCGGUCGCCAUUAUGACUUCGAAGCAUUAGAUCAGAAGUGGUCAUCAUGUAGAAUAUUUGGAAUAUUCGGUAUACGUGCAGUUAGCAAAUCAAGAUUUAUGAGAGAAUUUGUAAAAAAAGAAAGAUAUCCGUACGAUACAUCUCCAUCUAGAUACACUGAACGAUGUGUUCUCGUUAUACUCGGCCAUGUGCGCAUCGCUGCAUGUAGAACCCGAUUAUCAAGCUACAGCCUCGGUUAAAUGGAUAAAACAUUUAACGGAAGAACUUAAAAAAGUUUCUAACGAGAAACAAUUAGCUGUUCUCUUUGACAAUGCAGAGGAUACCAUUGAAAGCACUUUCAAGGACAGUUUACUGUCGUUAAUUGUAGCGGUUGCAAGACAGUGUCCAUGGGUGAAAGUCCUGAUUACGUCAACUACUAAAAUUCAGUUCAGCCAGUUAAGGAAAAUUUACUGUUUACAUGAAAUGAAGCCUAUGCGAUAUACGGAAUCUAAACUAAUGCUGCGAAGUAUAGCACCAGAUGUAGACCUUGGGGCAUACGGAGAUGUUAUAGUCGAGCUUAGUGAAGGACUACCGCUGUUGAUUUUAAUGAUUGGUGCAGAAAUGAAGAUUAAUUUGAUUACACCGGAGCAGAUGGUGAACCUGUUGUUACUGAGUAGACUGGAGACUCUCAGCAAAGACUGCUACCCAGUAGAAGAUCGUGUAGCCGAUGUCUACAAAAACUUCAUCAAACGCCUGUCCGUUGUGUACCAAGAGUAUUUGUCGAAACUUGACUUUAUCCCAGGCUCGUUUAAUGCAGAAGAAGCUGGAGAACUGUUAGAUUUUGAAAGCGUAGCAAUGGCAAAGCAACAGGUUCUAAGGCCGAUCCUGAUACGUCAUGUGAUCAGUUAUGAUUCUUCAUCACUACGUUUUAACAUCCAAGGAAUUCUACGCGAGGUGAUCCAGGCAAAUUUCACUAUCAAGGACCUGCCAGGAGUAAGGGCAAACUAUUGUAAAGUGUUUACAAAAGUGAUGAAAGAAAUCGCCAAGAAGAUGAGCACGGAUGAGUACACUAGAGCUAUGUCAACAUUUGUUCAAGAGCAACCAAACUUGCGUAAACUUCUGGGUGAAGUUAACAACAAUACACAAGAAAGUUCCACAUACCCUUUCUUUAUUGAAAUGGCGUCGUCCUGUACUGAGUUAAUUGAAAUUUUCAUGCCUAAUGAAAGUGAACAGUUUUAUAAAGGUUGCUUGCGACUGGCUGACAAAUAUGGAAAGGACAUAGAUAAGGCUUCAGUAUACUUAGCUGUUGGUAGCAUGGAAACGUAUACAAAGGGUGACCUUCACACAGGACAAGAGAAGUACUUGUCGGCGUUAAAUAUCAUUGAGAAGAAGGGGGACACUAUGCAACUAGCCACCUUGUACCAUAAAAUUGGAUGGAAUAUAUUCAAACAGGGAGAUUGUACAGAGGCUAUUAGGAUGUACAAAAAGUCAUUGGGCAUAUCUUCCACUGCUGGAAAGGACUUUGAAUCACUUACACUGCAGUCUCUUAGUAACCUAGGUGUUGCACAUGUAGUUCUUGGUAAUUUUGACCUUGGUGAGAAAUACCAUUCAUCUUGCCUGAGACGUAGUGAGGCUCUACAGGGUAAAAUUCAUCCAAAUGUAGGAAACGCCCGGAACAGAAUAGGGUUACUCCAUGACCAGAGGGGCGACCCAAAAACAGCUCUGGAAUUCUUUAAGCAAGGGCUUGAAAUAAAGAAAAAGUCAAAAGCCGCCCCUAUUUCUAUUGUAUACUCGUUAAGCAAUGUUGCCAAUGGGUACAACAAUAUGGGUAUGUACAAAGAGGCGCAUGAAUUAGUUGAUGAAGCCUUCGCUAUACUGCAGGACCAGAAGAUGGACAUGCUGGAUGGCUUUUCUCUGAUGUAUAAUACAAGAGGAAAAAUCUAUUCCAGGGAAGGCAGACUAAAACAGGCAGCCGAGGCAUAUGGUAAAACAGUGGAGAUCACGAGACAGGUUGAACAGAAAAGUUAUAUAUUUAUGAAGAGAUUGGUGAAUCUUGCCGAAGUGCUGGAAGGAAUGCUGCAUCUUUAAAACUUGCAAAAGAAGCACUGGGACUAAAAGAUGAAGUAAUAAAAUCACUUCCACAUAACUUUAUCGUUACAGAAUGCUUGCAAUGUAUGUCCCGUAUUUACGAACAGACUGGUAAGCAUGACCAGUACAAAGAAACGUUGUAUAUGAUAGAGAACGAGUGCGUAAGGCUUGGAAAUGUUUGGACAGAGCUGAAUAAUCAACAAAAACUGGACAAAGUAAAGGAUACACUUUGUGAUUUACGAGUGCAGUUUCAGCGUCUGAAGGUGCAAAACGUGUAAACUUCACUGUACAGAAAGUCCAGGUGAAGGAUUUGGUAAUGUUUAGACAGCUUGAUUACAUAUAAUAAGGAAAGUGAGCUUCUGUUUAAAUGCAAGUCACCAGUAACUGCUUGACUGAUGGACACAAUAAUGCAAGAGACAGUUUUAAAAGUUUCAAAAAGUCUAAAUACAGCGAUGGUAUAGACAAGGAAUGAUCAUCAUUGUUGUUCUGUCAAGACUUCCCUCCGUAGGCAUUAUAUGAGCCGCGUCACGAGAAAACCAACAUAGUGCAUUUGCGACCAGCAUGGAUCCAGACCAGCUGCGCAUCCGCAUCUGGUCAGGAUCCAUGCUGUUCGAUUUCAAAGACUAUUGCAAUUAGAGAGACCGUUAGCGAACAGCAUGGAUCCUGACCAGACUGGUUGCAAAUGCACAAUGUUGGUUUUCUCAUAGUCAGGCUCAAUUGUUUUUGCUGUCCCAAGUUACUGUCUUCCUGUACUAGGCAGUUUGAUAAUGGGGAACGGCUUUGAUAUUAAUCUCUAUUGUAUCUUUGUAGCAGUAUCACUAACUACAGUAUAUCAACUUUGUUACUAAAUUCAGAACAUGACACAGUGAAAAUUAUACAUGCCGAGCAUUCAUACGUAGGGGCAGGGAUAAGGUGGAUAUCAUGGAACAUAGAUAAAUAUAAAUAGAUUCUAACAGAGGUUGAGACAUGUACAAAGAAAUUGUUUCCUUAUUACCAUAUCACUGGUUAGUAUGAUCCAGAUAUAAGCUUCGCUCUCACCUGAUACGGAUUUCCUUGACAUCGUAUAACCCAUAUCCUGUCACCAACAAGCAGUGUAACGGUAACUAAUAAUGUCCAGAUUUCUUUGCCCAAGGUUCACAGUGCUGUUAAAAUAUGAUAAUUUUCCUUAGAAACUUUUAAUAGAAUUUGCAUUGGUUUGUGGAUACUGCUUCACAAAGCAAUUGUUACUUCUUUUUCAUACUAUAAGGUGAUUUAGUCUGUAAAGUGGCAGUAGGAUUUUCUCUUCUAAAUUAGAAAUCUACUUUAUUAUUUCAACUUGAACAAUGAACAAACCUAUGAUGUAUUCAAUAAAGGGUAUUAAGCUUUCUUUUAAAAAA